UUCUCCCAAAAUUCAUCAACAAAUUAAUUUUGUUUUUUUUUUUUUACCUUCUAAAACAAAAUAUUAAUUUCUACAAAUAGUUUGAAAAAAUAUUGAUGGAUCAAAUGGUAAAUGACGGUGAAAUGCCAAUCCCAAACUAUGCGGUGGGCACUCGUAUCCUAUUGGUCGAUUCCGACAUGACCUCUCUUUCUCAAACAACUUCAAUUCUUGAAGAAACAACUUAUCAAGUUACAAGUACUGCAUUCCCGAAUGUAGCAAUUUCAAUGAUGCAAGAACGAGCACACGGGUACGAUCUAGUCGUUGCUGCAAUGAGAAUGCGCGGAAUGGACUGCCUUACAUUCCUCAGAAUUGUGAAAACCCUGUCAGACAUCCCUCAAUCAGAACUAUACAGCAAGGAGCCUGUCAUUUCUUCGAGAAACCGAUCAGUAGACAGGAUGCUCAGGGGUUAUGGCAGUUUGUGUUCAGGAAAGGAAGGAAAAAGUGUAGAAUAA
Messenger RNA from Amaranthus tricolor (Joseph's coat), 491 nucleotides. RefSeq names its product two-component response regulator ARR11-like. The transcript is spliced from 3 exons. Bases 96 to 491 code for a protein of 131 amino acids. The record is from RefSeq and is a predicted model, not a curated record. NCBI's taxonomy places the organism in Eukaryota, Viridiplantae, Streptophyta, Magnoliopsida, Caryophyllales, Amaranthaceae. Gene Ontology annotation, biological process: phosphorelay signal transduction system; cytokinin-activated signaling pathway.